This is a messenger RNA of Gymnogyps californianus (California condor), 1593 nucleotides long. RefSeq names its product cytochrome P450 1A5-like. NCBI's taxonomy places the organism in Eukaryota, Metazoa, Chordata, Aves, Accipitriformes, Cathartidae. The transcript is spliced from 6 exons. Bases 1 to 1593 code for a protein of 530 amino acids. Gene Ontology annotation, molecular function: oxidoreductase activity, acting on paired donors, with incorporation or reduction of molecular oxygen, reduced flavin or flavoprotein as one donor, and incorporation of one atom of oxygen; heme binding; steroid 17-alpha-monooxygenase activity. The record is from RefSeq and is a predicted model, not a curated record. Gene Ontology annotation, biological process: progesterone metabolic process; hormone biosynthetic process.
AUGCCGGCAGCAAUGACGGCUGCUGUGUCGCUGGUGGGAAGCCAAGGCGUUUUCUCAGCCACCGAGGUCUUCCUUGCGGCUGCCGUCUUCUGCCUGGUCUUCCUGCUCAUCCAGUCCCUCCGGCAGCACGUGCCCCAGGGGCUGAAGAGCCCCCCAGGACCCAGAGGCUACCCCAUCCUCGGCAACGUGCUGGAGCUGAGGAAGGACACGCACCUGGCCCUGACCAGGCUCAGCCAGAAGUAUGGGGACGUGAUGGAGGUCAGGAUCGGCACCCGGCCCGUCCUGGUGCUGAGCGGGCUGGACACCAUCAAGCAAGCCCUGGUGAAGCAAGGAGAAGACUUCAUGGGGCGCCCUGACCUCCACAGCUUCCGCCAUGUUGCGGAUGGCCAGAGCCUGACCUUCAGCCCCGACUCAGGGGAGGUGUGGAAAGCCCGCAGAAAGCUGGCCCAGAACGCCCUGAAGACCUUCUCCAUCGCCUCCAGCCCCACCUCCUCUUCCACCUGCCUCCUGGAGGAGCACGUCUCCAAGGAGGCCGACUACCUGGUCACCAAGUUGCUGCAGCUGAUGGAUGAGCAGAAGAGCUUUGACCCUUACCGGUACCUGGUGGUCUCUGUGGCCAACGUCAUCUGCGCCAUCUGCUUUGGCAAGCGUUACGACCACAAUGACCAAGAGCUGCUCAAUAUAGUGAAUGUAAGUGAACAGUUUGGCAAUGUGGCUGCUGCUGGCAACCCUGCUGACUUCGUCCCUGUGCUCCAGUAUCUUCCCAGCCGCACCAUGAAUUUAUUUAAAGAUUUCAACAAGCGAUUCCUCCAUUUCCUGCAGAAGAUUGUCAGGGAGCACUACGAGACCUAUGACAAGAACAACAUCCGAGACAUCACUGACUCCUUCAUUGAGCAGUGCCUGGAGAAAAAAGUGGAAGCAAAUGGUGCCACGCAGAUCCCUAAGGAGAAGAUCAUCAAUCUUGUGAAUGACCUCUUCGGAGCAGGCUUUGACACUGUGACAACUGGCCUGUCCUGGAGCCUCAUGUAUCUCGUGACGUACCCCGACAUCCAGAAGAGGAUCCAGAAAGAGCUAGACCAGGUCAUCGGCCAGGGGAGGAGACCGAGGCUGUCGGACCGGGGCACGCUGCCCUACACAGAAGCCUUUAUCCUGGAGAUGUUCAGGCACUCCUCCUUCAUGCCCUUCACCAUCCUGCACAGCACGACCAGGGACACGGUGCUGAACGGCUACUACAUCCCAAAGGACCGCUGCGUGUUUGUCAAUCAGUGGCAAGUGAAUCAUGAUGAGAAACUUUGGAAGGAUCCGCUGACCUUCAACCCGGAGCGUUUCCUCAGUGCUGAAGGGACCGAAGUGAACAAAGUGGAUGGGGAGAAGGUGCUGAUUUUCGGCCUGGGGAAAAGGAAGUGCAUUGGGGAACCCAUUGCCAGGUGGCAGGUCUUCCUUUUCCUGUCCACCUUGCUCCAGCAGCUGGAGUUCAGUGUCUGCGAUGGCAAGAAGGUGGACAUGACGCCACUCUAUGGACUGACCCUGAAGCACAAAAGAUGUGAGCACUUCCAGGUCAAGCAGCGCUUCCCCAUGAAGAUCAUGAACUGA